Procambarus clarkii (red swamp crayfish) is the source of this 4017-nucleotide messenger RNA. RefSeq names its product exocyst 84 (gene Exo84). Gene Ontology annotation, cellular component: exocyst. The record is from RefSeq and is a predicted model, not a curated record. NCBI's taxonomy places the organism in Eukaryota, Metazoa, Arthropoda, Malacostraca, Decapoda, Cambaridae. Gene Ontology annotation, biological process: exocytosis; Golgi to plasma membrane transport; intracellular protein localization.
UCUGGCCCCAGCCCAACAUGGGCUGGUGACGAGCCUCUAACUUAGCGCAGCAGUGUGGCUCUUGCCAGCCCUGACGUCACAGUAAACACAACCACUAAACAUGACGGACUUGUUAGUGAAAAAACUGACAGCUGAGGACUUUAAUGCUGAAAGAUAUGUUCAAGACCUCAGCCAUAGUAGUGUUGGGGACUUGGAGUUACGACAACAGAGACAAAGGAUUCAACAUUUGGCCGAGGAAACGAAUGCUCAACUUAAGAAAAAUGUUUAUAUGAACUACAUGCAGUUCAUAGAGACUGCCAAAGAAAUAUCAUACCUUGAAAGUGAGAUGUACCAACUUUCUCACCUUAUCACAGAACAGAAAUCUUUAUUAACAUCCCUACUGGAACUGUCAGUUGCAGGAGAAAGAGGCCCAGGCAGUGCUGCUCAGGAAAUGAUAGAAGUUAACCCACAAGAAAUGAGAAGAAAACGAGAACGUGAAAAUAGAAAAAAGUUGACUGGUCUUUUGGAAAAAAUAGAAGGAUGCUCACAUGUGAUGGAGGUAGAGGAUCGCUACCUAGUGUAUGAUGGUGACUUGGUAGAGCUCAACCAAGAUGAUUACUCUGCCGAGCAGAGAAUUCAUUGUUAUCUACUGAAUGACUCAUUGAUGAUUGCUUCUUGGCUUAGUGAUAGACGUGGCCCAGUUCGUUACAAGUUUGAAGUCUUGUACCCUCUUGAUCAAGUACUACCAGUAAAUAUUAAAGAUCGAGGUAAUACCAAAAAUGCUUUCAAGGUAUUAAUCUUCCCUGAUACACGAGUCUUUAUGGCACCAACGGCGAAGUCUAAGCAAGAUUGGCUUGACGAAAUCGAACGCACGAAAGCUAACAAAGUAACAGUUGAUAAGCAAAAGGUGGAACGUGCUCAUUUACACCAAAAGGAACGACAGCAGUCCCUUAGUAAAGAGGAUUCCCUAGACAGCAAUAAUCCAUUUGGUGAAGAUGAUGACAGCCUCAAUCCCUUCCAAGAAUCACAGCCACCUUCCAUGGGACCACCUGAAUGGGUGUUAGAAUUACCAGAAGAACUGGAUCAAGCCAUUGCCCAACGUAACUUUGAGGACGCUGUGAGUCUCAUAGAUAAUGGCCGUGAAUAUUUUGACAUGGCUCCCAAAACACCAGCUUACAGUGAGAUGAGACGUGCUCUUGAAGGUCGAGUACGAUGCUUGGUCGAUGUCCUGCAGGCUGAGUUACGGGUAACACCAGAAAAGUCUCUCCAAGGUGGACCACGUGCUGCACGUCGAGCCACAACAUUACUUGUCCAUCUCAACAAGUCAAGUCAAGCUUGUGAAUUGUUUUUGGGACACCGAGGGGCCAUCCUGAAGGCAGGCCUUAAACGCUUAAGGUUGGAAGGAAAGACAGUUUUGUAUGUUCGACAGCUAUGUUCAAUUUUCUUUCACAAUUUACUGGAGACUGGACGAGAAUUUACUAAAGCCUUCCCAUCUAAUCGCAGUUGCACUUCAGCAUUUGUGGUUUGGGCUCACAGUGAAAUAAACAACUUUGCAUCUAUGUUCUCACGGCAUGUGUUUACUACUCAGACUUCUAUCACUACUGUAGCAGAAUGUAUCAGUCAAGCUGACCACCACUGUCAGCAGCUGGCAGAUAUUGGUUUAGACCUGACGUUUGCUCUUCACACACUUCUGCUACGAGAUGUUGAAAAGUGGAUUCGUGAUGGUCGUGACAAGAUGGUAGAGGCAGUGAAGCUCAGAGGACAAGAAGACACAUGGAAGACAUUGAAGUUUGAGAACAAGGACCAGAUCAAUAAAUUCAUUGAGGACAUGAAUGAUGUUGGAAUUGCUAAUAUUCAGGCAUACAUUAUGGAUGAAUUGGGUGUUGGAUUAACAAAUAAUAGUAUUCAGUUCAGCCGGGCUUUCCUUGGGUACUUGGAAGAUGUCUUGCGACUGUAUUGGCCAGAAACUGAGCACCUUAUAAAUGAAUCCCUCACAGCACUCUUCUCUGCUCAACUGCGUCACUGCAAGUCUUCCUUAGCUGAACCUCUUUUUAAAAAUGAAAUUCCUACAAUCCGACGAAACAGUGCCUUCCUUCUUGAUGUGAUUCUGACUUUAGGGGAACAUCGGUAUGCUGAGACUGUGGGACGUGCCCAUCCUACCCUUCCAAGUCUACACUCUCAAAAUGCUGCUCUGACUGGGAAUACUAUUAAUGUACCCAAAGUUAAUAAAUAUGAGUCAAACUUCAUCUGAUUUAGGGAAUGCAGUAAUAUACCCAGUAUGUAAAAUGAAAUGCAGUAACUGACUCGCUUUCCAAGAGAUGCUAUUUCAUGUUUACAUGUACUACCAUUGCAUUGGAAAGAGAAUAGGGAUAAAAUAAAAUGUGUAUUUCAUGAAUAAAUAUUGAGAUACCUCCUGACAUGAGACAUAAAAAUACUAAAAGAAAAUAUUCUGUGUAUAUCCUUUUGCAAAUAUAAAAAAUAUUUUGUUUCUUUUGAUACAUAUACAGUAUAUCAUAUUUUCUUAGGUAUCUAAAAGUUAAAACAAUAUUACACAAUACAUCCUGUAAGUAUUGGUUAGUUCAAGACAUUUAGGAAAAAUAAAUGAGCUCUCUGGGAGGGCCUCCUUAGUAGCUUCCUAAAGCUAAGCCAUGUCUUGGGGAAAGUAAAUGCACCAGGUCUCUGAGCACUAAUACUAGUUAUAGGUAUUAUUAGGUAUAGUCACUAAUGUCUAUACCUAUUAAGAUUCAGGACCAGAAUCUAGCUCUUUCUGAAGCAAGGGUAGAUUGAGGGAUUAGAGAUCAACCCAAAACCUAGAAAAAACACCAAAUAGCAGCAGCACUACAAAACUAGCAACUGCUUAAAGGAAAUUAGAUACCCAGACAGAAAUAACCAAAUGAUUGUUGCCACAGUUGAAACACCUUAACCAUGAUGAGUCCCUUCAUGGGUGGUUCCUUAAUGUGUUUAUUAUCUCUCAGUAAAUUUAAGAUAUUUGAACUUUGCCCGGUUCUGAGCCAAACUGAUGUUAUGUUAAAUGAAUGUGCAGACAUUGCUGUCAAGGAGGUCAUUCACACGUCCUAUUUCAUGAAAAGAGAUUCCUCAUUCGAAUUUCUACCAAGUCAUUCAUUCCCACAAUUUGCGUCUGUUGGCAGAGUGAUUGGUUUGGCAUUACUGGUAAGAAGCUGCACAUCUUUAAAGGUGACCUAAUACCUUGGCCUUCCUUCUGCCACCAUAAUAGAUGGUGGGAAACAGCUCUGUCUAGUUAUGUAUCAGCCCAACACACUUAACUCGUGAGCAAUUAAUGGACCACCACCCUGCUUCUUAUUGUGCAAACUGCAUUGUCCCACUUGGUCAAGCACCUCCUUGAAGAUUUUCCUAAUUUUGAGGAUGAUCAUAUGUUUUGCUUUCCUAAUGAUUCUCGGGGUCAUUUGUCCCUUGAAAGAAUUAUUGGUGAAGCCGAUACCUUCGAUAUUGCUCACCUUAUUUGCUUUUGUUCUAGUAUUGGCAUCUAGUGAUGUUUAGCACUUUUUUGAAUAUCCAGCAACACAGACGAUGCUACAUAGUCUUCCUGACUUGGCGCCUUAUUUUGAUGAUUACUUUCUUAACCGUGAUGUGCCUGACCACCAUUAGGUGGCAGUCCAUGUCACAUGGGGUCUACUGUGCUUUAAUUUAUGUAAGUAACCUCGCAGAGAGAGAGAGCUCAUACGUGUUAAUGUUUCCGGAUAGAUAAAAAUUUAAGAGAGUAAGAAUUGAAGAGGAUUGUAGGGUACUGCAAGAAGACCUUGACAAACUUCAGUAGGAGGCAGAUAAAUGGCUGCUGGAAUCCAUUCCAUAUGUGUAAAGUAAUGAAAAUGGAUAUGAGAGAGAGAUAGAGUAAAUCUGUGAUUAACUACACAUAAGGCGGCAAUUACGAAAAAGACCUGGACCCGGAUUCAUAAAGCAGUUACACAAGCACUUACGAACCUGUACAUCUUUUCUCAAUUUUUGGCGGCUUUGUUUACAAUUAUUAAACAGUUAGUGAGCUCCGAAGCAGCAGGAGAC